Meriones unguiculatus (Mongolian gerbil) is the source of this 3921-nucleotide messenger RNA. It is a transcript of the gene Ampd3, whose product is annotated as adenosine monophosphate deaminase 3. Gene Ontology annotation, molecular function: AMP deaminase activity. The coding region runs from base 366 to 2693 and encodes 775 amino acids. Gene Ontology annotation, cellular component: cytosol. Gene Ontology annotation, biological process: IMP salvage; AMP metabolic process. NCBI's taxonomy places the organism in Eukaryota, Metazoa, Chordata, Mammalia, Rodentia, Muridae. The transcript is spliced from 15 exons. The record is from RefSeq and is a predicted model, not a curated record.
GAGGCGCAGAGCUGGUACCCUGCUGGCAUCUGAGCCCGGACUGUGCCGCGGCCCCGCGGAUCCCGGGUGGAGGCCAGCUCGCUUCCGGCCGAGGACGGGGCGGCCGCCGCGCCCGGGUUCUUAGGUUUCCUGCUGGCAGCGAGGCCCAGCGCCUCGGGCAGCUGCGGGUCCUCCAGGUAGUGCGCGAUCCCGCCGCGCGGGCCGCCCGGGCCCUGCCGCCCCGCGCUCAGCUGGGUCCCCCGCCGGCCGCGGCCUCCGCGGGGUGGGCACGGGCUGCGAGCGCGGCCUGCUCGGGUCCGGCUCCGCGGCCCCGCGCACCCCGCCUGGCGCCGCACCUGCGCCCCAGCCCGGCAGCCGCCCCCUCCAUGGCCCUGCCCUCCGAACCCGCCGAGAUGCCUCGCCAGUUCCCCAAGCUGAACAUGUCCGAUCUGGACGAACACGUCCGGCUGUUGGCGGAGAAGGUGUUUGCUAAGGUUCUCCGAGAAGAGGACAGCAAAGAUGUCAUGUCCCUGUUCACUGUCCCCGAGGACUGUCCCAUCGGGCAGAAGGAAGCCAAGGAGAGGGAGCUUCAGAAGGAGCUGGCAGAGCAGAAGUCUGUGGAGACAGCUAAAAGAAAGAAGAGUUUCAAGAUGAUCCGGUCGCAGUCUCUGUCCCUACAGAUGCCAACACAGCCAGACUGGAAGGGCCCUCCAACUGCCAGUCCGGCCAUGUCUCCUGCAACCCCUCUGGUCCCUGGAGCCACUUCCAAGCCUGGGCCAGCAGCUUAUGCCAUGCCUGAGUAUCAGCGGGUCACUAUCAGUGGAGAUUACUGUGCGGGGAUCACUGUGGAGGACUACGAACAGGCUGCCAAGAGCCUGGCCAAGGCCCUGAUGAUCCGGGAGAAGUAUGCGCGGCUUGCCUACCACCGCUUCCCAAGGACCACAGCCCAGUACCUGGCUCAGCAGGGGGAAAGCGUCCCUUUGGAGGAGGGCCUCCCAGACUUCCACCCUCCCCCACUGCCCCAGGAAGACCCUUACUGCCUGGAUGACGCGCCCCCCAACCUGGGCUACCUGGUCCGCAUGCAGGGAGGUGUUCUCUUUGUGUAUGACAAUCAGACGAUGCUGGAACGCCAGGAGCCCCACAGCCUGCCCUACCCCGACCUGGAGACCUACACCGUGGACAUGAGCCACAUUCUGGCACUCAUCACCGAUGGCCCCACGAAAACCUAUUGUCACCGGCGGCUGAACUUUCUGGAAUCCAAGUUUAGCCUCCAUGAGAUGUUAAAUGAAAUGUCAGAGUUCAAGGAAUUAAAGAGUAACCCCCACAGAGACUUCUAUAAUGUGAGAAAGGUGGACACGCACAUUCACGCCGCGGCCUGCAUGAACCAGAAGCACCUGCUGCGCUUCAUCAAGCACACGUACCAGACGGAGCCCGACAGGACGGUGGCCGAGAAGCUCGGCCGGAAGAUCACGCUGCGGCAGGUGUUCGACAGCCUGCACAUGGACCCCUACGACCUCACGGUGGACUCGCUGGACGUCCACGCGGGCCGGCAGACAUUCCACCGAUUUGACAAGUUUAACUCCAAGUACAACCCUGUGGGAGCCAGUGAGCUUCGGGACCUGUAUCUGAAAACGGAAAACUACCUGGGAGGAGAGUACUUUGCUCGAAUGGUCAAGGAGGUGGCCCGUGAGCUAGAGGACAGCAAGUACCAGUACUCAGAACCACGGCUCUCCAUCUACGGGCGAAGUCCUAAGGAAUGGUCUAGCCUGGCCCGAUGGUUCAUUCAGCACAAGGUCUACUCACCCAACAUGCGUUGGAUCAUUCAGGUGCCCCGGAUCUAUGACAUAUUUAGGUCAAAGAAACUACUGCCAAGCUUCGGGAAGAUGCUGGAGAACAUCUUCCUGCCCCUUUUCAAGGCCACCAUCGACCCCCAGGACGACCGUGAGCUUCACCUCUUCCUCAAAUACGUGACAGGCUUUGACAGUGUGGAUGAUGAGUCCAAGCACAGCGACCACAUGUUCUCAGACAAGAGUCCCAGCCCGGAGCUCUGGACCAGCGAGCAGAACCCGCCCUACAGUUACUACCUGUACUACAUGUAUGCCAACAUCAUGGUGCUGAACAACCUCCGCAGGGAACGAGGCCUGAGCACUUUCCUGUUCCGGCCCCACUGUGGGGAGGCCGGCUCCAUCACCCACCUCGUGUCUGCCUUCCUGACUGCAGACAACAUUUCCCACGGGCUGCUCCUCAAGAAGAGUCCUGUAUUGCAGUACCUCUACUACCUUGCUCAGAUCCCCAUUGCCAUGUCCCCUCUCAGCAACAACAGCCUGUUUCUGGAAUAUUCCAAGAACCCACUCCGGGAAUUCCUGCACAAGGGUCUCCACGUCUCCCUCUCCACGGAUGACCCCAUGCAGUUCCACUAUACCAAGGAGGCGCUCAUGGAGGAGUACGCCAUCGCGGCCCAAGUGUGGAAGCUGAGUACCUGCGACCUUUGUGAGAUCGCCAGGAACAGCGUGCUGCAGAGUGGCCUCUCCCAUCAGGAGAAGCAGAAGUUUUUGGGACAGAAUUAUUACAAAGAAGGACCGGAGGGCAACGAUAUCCGAAAGACAAAUGUCGCACAGAUCCGGAUGGCGUUCCGCUACGAGACCCUUUGCAACGAGCUCAGUUUUCUGUCUGACGCCAUGAAGUCGGAGGAGAUCACGGCCCUGACCAAAUAGGCCCAGCGCUCCACACACUUUCACCUUCUGGUUUAUUUUCACAUCUGCUGGGGCUGAAGGUGGCCGAGAGCUCAGACUAGGGCUUUCACCUGUGAUGAGGGCGCCUCUGAAGAAAUCUCAAGCUCCCAAUUUUGGUUGCCCUUUAUGACCACGCCCACUUUGUUAGCAUUGCUGAGCCAGAGGCCAGCCACCUCCCAUGGGGGUCUGGGAGCUGGCACUUGUGUACACUUGUUCCAGAUUGUCCACGUCUCUUGUGAUUGGCAGUGCUUACGUGGUCAGGCUUGGGACUUUGCAAGGCUUAAUGCAAGAGACACAAAGGCCUGCGAAGUGUCCACCACAUUCCUCUCACAGGCCCUGCAGGGUGGUUCUCUUAUGGCACCUGGCUGGCUGCCUGCCUGCCUUAAGCACCCCUCGAAGCUCCCUUUCAUAAAGGGGCUACCUUGAGAGAAAGUCCGAGGCUCCCGUUGAUUUGUGCAUUUUUGAAAUGAAUUUCAUGAUCUGGUUGGCACCCUCCUCCCUUGCUAGUUAGGAAGCCGCAAGCACCCACGCGGCCACCCCUGCUGCGGUGGUCUUUUCCUCCUCUAGGACUCAGUGAGUCAUCUCGGAUGUUCUCAUGGACCAGUCCAGAGCUGGGAAGAAUCAGGGGAGACUCUGGGCUGUUUCCUAGUUUCCUUUAAUGGGGGCCUCUGGAAAGCAAGACCCUGUGUUCUUGCUGGCUCUAAUAUCCUAUCAUUGUAGCUGUUACCACAUCCCCCAGGGUCAGACCAGGGACUCCUCAGGGCAGUGAGAUGUGCUUAAGGACACCCAGGACGAGAACCAGGUUCCUGGUCCAGUCUUUCCCCAUUCUUCCUUUAGGCUUCACAGAUUUUACAUUUUUAAAAAUCACUUUAACACAGUGCAUUUUAUAGUUUAAAGCAGAUUUCUUCAGACGCCAUCAUGGUCCCAGGAACCAGGUAUAAAGUUUUUAAGAUCUAUGUGGAGUUAAGCUUUAUCAGACUACUCAUCUUUGUUACUAGUGCCUAGAACAUAGUAGGUGCUCAAUAAAAACUUAUGAAAUAAUUGAAUGACUUUCUCUUUUGGCAUCUGUAUGUGCAGAAUACUCAAUAAUGUUCAAGGACCUUCCUAACUACUCACAAGGCAGGACGUCCUUCUGAAUCACAGUUAGAUGAACCUAAUUUUCCCUGGAAGAUGCUUAUUUCUAGAUUAUCUCGUCCUGUGACUGUCAUUC